GAGGGGCCAUUCCUGGCCAAGGUGCCGACAGACCGGCCAGCCAGCCGCGACUCAUGAGCGACAUGGUCCUGGCGCUGGAGUGCCCCCACAGUCCUACCGGCGAUGCGGGCUGUCUCGAUGCUGGGCCAACGACGCCGAGGCGACGCUGCCCAGGGCGGUUGGCGGGCCGGCCAACAGAGCGACGGCCGACUGUGUGCUUUCCCGCGCGACUCAGCCCCCUGGCCCACAAAAGGGCAGCCGCUCCCCGCAACCAGCGCAGACCACAGGACAUCUGAUCGCGAUCUUGCCAGCGCCGAUUCCAGCACCUGCCUCUCCUCAUCUCGCCAACCCGCCCAAAGGUAUCGCCGUCCAUCCAUCGAUCCAUCCAUCCCUCCAUCCAUCCAUCCAUCCAUCCAUCCAUCUAUCCAUCCACCAUGGGGCUCCAGCUCCCCCCUCGUUUCCUUCAUGUGUUUCACGGCUGCCGCUGGCCAGGCAGAACCGCCUGUUUUCUCGUUCGAUCCGCGCUGGUGUUGCUGGAAGCUGCCUGAAUGUGUCCGCGAUCACGUCGAGAUGGAAGCAAGAUCACCCCCUGCCGAUAUCGCCUACCCACCGCCUCGGUCUGACCCACGGCCCCACAGCAGCCAUGACCUCGAGAGCCUUGCUGUCCCUCUCCCCGACCUCUCUCGGAUGUGCCCGCUUUGCUCAGCUCCGGGUCAUCCUCUGGCCGUCGCUCCACCCCCUACCCACGACCGGCCCUCGCCCCUGCGGAUCGGACUGACAGCAAGUCCGCCAGGGCAACGAUGUCGCUUCGACGCUUGGCCGUCCUUGUGCGAGCGUGCAAGAAUGCAGAACGGCACAGCAACCUGGCUGGGCGAGCGCAAACCAAAAGGAAAGCGGCACGGAUGGAGGACAGGACGAGAUCUCGGGGAGCCUGGUGUCUGGAGCGAUCACAUCGCGCGGACAUGCAACCCGAGUCGAUCCGCCGGCCAUCGUAUCAACGGACGAUCUUGUCUGUCCCACAGCCAGCGAUCCAGCUGGGCUCUUUGGAUCGGCUCGGUUCUGUUCGGUUUUGGCUCGGCUCGGCUGCAUCGUUUGCGGUUUUGGCUUGGCUUGCCUUGCCUUGGCUGGCAACUCGGCCAUGCGCGUCGCUCCAACGCUGGCUCCCUGCGUCGAACUCUGGCUCCCUCCGCUGCUCUGUCCUUUGGUGGCUUGUUCCGGCCAGCGCUCCUGGGCACCGCUGUCGCAUGGGCUUGCCCCGCCGACUAUCCCGGGGGAGCAAACACGUCCAUUGCUCGUCAAUCCCCAGCGGCUGCCGACACCACGGAUGUGGCUCGGUGCCCUGUCGUUCGCAAGAACACUCACUGUCGCCACACAACACAGUUCUCGGCGACACCGCACCCAGACGCCCCGAUCUUCAACGAUUUCUCUCCCUUUCUUUCGCCCACCUCUCCUCCUCUCUCCCUUCGAGCUCGAUCUGUUCCCUGCUGACAAGCUAACGUUGCUGCUGUGCCAUUCGGGUCCUGUCAUAAAUCCCGCGGUUCCUUUGCCCGUUCCUCACCCGAAACGUCUCUUGGACCUCCAAAUGUCGACUCUCCACAGACACCCCGUCUCCUCCACCCUUCUCCAAAAUGGCUGACGCUGAAGAACUCAUUGACUACGACGAGGAAGACGAGACCACCCAGCAGGAGGUCCACGCUGCUUCGGUCGAUG
Messenger RNA from Polychytrium aggregatum, 1689 nucleotides. RefSeq lists its product as uncharacterized. The record is from RefSeq and is a predicted model, not a curated record. The transcript has a single exon. Bases 103 to 1467 code for a protein of 454 amino acids. Lineage: Eukaryota; Fungi; Chytridiomycota; Chytridiomycetes; Polychytriales.